CUGCUGCUUCUCAUUCCAACACUGUCGCCCGUGUCGGACAAAGCGUCAAUAUGUCCUGGAGUAUCAACCAGUCCUUUACGGAUUUUAAGAUAUAUUCUACCACAUACCAUAAGGAGAAACUCAAGCCAAAUGAUUCCACUGUCCAGUUCAUUGUGAGGGGAAAUCGACUUCUGCCUGCAACUAUCAACACACACACAGAGAACGGGACGAGGAUUCAGCUGAGUCUCAAUACAUCCCUGGAAGGAAGGACGCUGGUCAGUCUCACAUUCCGCAGUGUUGACGUGAAGGACGCCGGAGUAUACAUCUUAGGCACGCAUGUCAGUGACGUGUCUCGUGAGAUGCGGACUCAACUUCUUAUUGUACUCCAGAAACCAUCGGAACCGAACAUCAGCACGACAGUUGCAGACCCUGUGUCUGGUGAUCCUGUGAACCUGGCCUGCUCCACCACCUCCCGGAGUCUUCCUCUAGACCGGUCUCUGUACCAGUACACUCUGAACACGUCAUACACCUGGAGGAGAAACAACAGGAGUGUAUACAUAGAUGACAGAGUACACGUGGCAGGACAGUUCUUGACUAUAGACCACGUCACCAAGGAGGACAAGGGAUUGUACACGUGUCAAUCUGGAGAAGCAGGACUUCUGUCAGAUUGGAGUCAGGGAUACACUCUCAAUGUUCUGUAUGGACCAGAUACGUUGCUGUUUAGCGGUAACCAAGAUGCAUCAGAAGGUGACCUACUAAAAGUGAGAUGUUCUGCUGACUGUAACCCUGCCUGUACUGUAACCUGGUGGGACAUCUCCAGACAGAUGGUGAUUACAGGACAGGGGGAGGCUGUGUUGUCUAUACCAGCUGUAGAUGUAUCUGUGUCUGGACUGUACACGUGUCACGUCAACAACACACAUGGGAGUGCAUCACGGAACCUGACGCUGGAUAUUCAACAUGGUUUAGAACCUAGACCCCCCAUCGUCGUUGUCGCUGUCCCUGUAGCCGUUGUCCCCUCUGUCCUGAUCAUCAUCAUCACUGCUGUUGCUGUGAUAUGUGUUUGUAAAAGAGUGAAGAAAGAAGAUCGUCAGCACAGAUCUGGUGCACGAAAUAUGGAGGACAAUGACAGUCAUAUUCAGCUUCAAACCCGUCAAAGACAUUCUGCUGGCGUGGUGCUUAAUAUCCGUGAGGUGGAAACAUAUGGGAGGUAUGAGGAAAUAGACGUACCACUUGCCAACGUCGACAUCGUCCCUGUUGUUGCAGCUUACUCCAUCAUCCUCACUGCUGUCUCAGUUGUAGUUGCAGCAGUUGCCGUCCUUGUCUGCAAGGAUGCACGACAUGGUCAUAACGUUAGCAAAUGCGGUACAUACCUAACUGUGGUAGGAGAUAGACUAUCAAGUGACGCAAAUGAUCAUGAGUCUCCUUAUGCGGCCAUCAACAGCGAAGAUAUGUUGUCCCUGCACGAUUAUGAGAGGCUUCUAAGGGAACAGUUCCAAAUCUACACGUCUCUCCACCCUUCAGCCUCCUCUACACAGGACCCUAGCACCAGAUGCAGCCUUAUGUGACGGAACAGUUCCACAUCUUCACAAAUAUCAAUCCUUCAGCCUCCUCUUCUCAGGACCCUAGCGCCAGAUGCAGCCUUAUGUGAGUGAACAGUUCCAAAUCUACACGUCUCUCCAUCCUUUAGCCUCCUCUACACAG
Haliotis rubra (blacklip abalone) is the source of this 1680-nucleotide messenger RNA. Its product is annotated as pregnancy-specific beta-1-glycoprotein 4-like. Lineage: Eukaryota; Metazoa; Mollusca; Gastropoda; Lepetellida; Haliotidae. The record is from RefSeq and is a predicted model, not a curated record. The transcript has 12 exons. The coding region runs from base 51 to 1544 and encodes 497 amino acids.